GUUUUGGUCAUUUAGGCCUUUCUACAUAGAAGCGUACUGGUACAACCGCGGUACCGGUACUGAGUGCGUAGAGCUACGGUAGCUGGCAGCUGCCAGUCAUUGUCAUUGGUUUGGACAAAAUAUUGAAUGUUUUGCAUACGUCAUCAUUUGAGUCCUGAAGUAUCCAUGACUCGAUUGUUUUGGCGCGGGCCUCCAAAUCACCAACAUCCAAUGACACGAACUUCAAGACGCCUGCAAACAAUCAUUUUUUGAAACUUUGGAUUUGUUUUGUUGGGCGAAGCAAGAAAGAUGGUGUUGUUGGCAGCGGUGAAGAGACGAAGAAGAUCAGUGUGGUCGCUUUUGCUACUGUUGCUUGUGACUACUACUAGUAGUGAUGGAUUGGAUUUGGGCAAACUCUUCAAGCGACGGGGUCGUCAAGUGGCAGCGUCGUUGGAGACUGAAGACGCAUCAGCCGAUCCCGAAAGCAAAGCGAAUGAAGUGUUGAGUUACAAGACGGCGUGUGAUCGACAAUUGGCGCAAUCGGUGGUGAUUUUGGGUGAACAAAAGGAAGCAGCCGAAGAAGCGCUUACGAUUUGUCGAGAACACCGAGCAACUGCCAGAAGUGAUGUGGACUACUUGGUCAAGAAAGUGGACAUUCAAAUGAACGACAUUGAAACUGCCGAUGAACGAUGCAACGAAAAAUUGAUACUGGCCAAACACGACAGUGAGGUUCACCUGGACACCAUUCAAGGGACUCUUAAUGAGACUCUGGCCGCCAUGGAAGGACUGAACGAAGAGCACAAGACUCAAGUACAGCUAUUGGAAGAAGCUCAUCAAUCCACUCUCCAAGAAUUGGAAGCACAGCAUUUGGACAAAAUCCAAAAACUAAAAAAUGAACAUGAAUCUGAAACACAAGAAAUACAAAAACAGUUGGAAGGACAAACCAGAGAGAGACUCUUGGAAAGACAAUCCUCACAGGCUAGUCUCCAAACCACACAGAAGGAACAUGAACAAGCCAUUCAAUCCAUGCAACAAAAACACAAAGCAAUACUAGAUGCCGCGGAAAAAGGUGCCAAGCACACACUCCAAAAGAUUCAGACAGAAUUGAACAGUCAAAUAGAAACACUCACCAAAACAGCUAAUACAUGCGACAAGGCACUCUCCAAAUCGCAAAAGGCGCACCAGUCACUGCAACAAGACCAUGAGCGAGCCUUGCAGAAAAUUGCGUCAUUGGAGCACAAAACGUCGUGGUCGUUGUUCAAGGACGAAGUCAAAUACUUUUGCCAAUCGGCCGAAAAGGAACUCGAGCUAUUCUUCACCCCACUCUACGAAAAGUACAAAGUACAAGCCAAAGUAGAUAUGGUCACUAGCGAAUAUCAAAAAGUCAAACAAGUGGCCAUGCCCGUAUUGCGACCCAUGCUACGACCACUCGAAAAGGCCACCCAACGAUUGAUCGAAUUGCAUCAACAAGUCGCCGAAACGGCAUUUUCCAAGACACGCCAAAUUUUUGUCCAAGAGGCAUGUCCCAUGGCGCGACAACAGUUACACAACAAAAAGGCAAGAGAGCUUUUGAUCAAUCAUCACACACGCAUGACGCAGGCCGUCGAAGAGGCAUGUGGGAAUCCUACCGAGUUUCUAACACAGGUCAUGUACGGUUUGCUCAUCUUCAUGGCAUUUUUGUUACGCUGGUUUAUCCUUCGGACUGUUCUGGCCAUUCUCUUGUUGCCAUUGAGAAUGCUCGUGUUCCCUAUUGUAUUCGCGAGGAGAAUGAUGAAGAGUGGCAGCAGGGAUGCCAAAACCGAAAUGACAGACAAUGACAAGGACAACGAAAACACACCAAAGAAACAAAUGAAAGUGCCUACUACACCAGUAAGCAGCAACAAGACAGAGGACGUCUUUGCGAGUGACAAGAAGAAGAAACCAAUGACGGAAGCUCCACCGCUCGUUAUUAGUGAGGAGAAACAGUAAUGGGCGAACGACGUGAGGAGGAUGUACCAUUGUGAAAGGACUCUUGCCAACCAACCGGGCAAAAGGGCGGGGGGGCACAACCAUGGCAAAACCAACCGAAACGGUUUUCAAGACCUGUAGUUGAGGGUAGUGAAAGACUGCCUUGCAUGAAUAAAUAAUAGCUGCCAGGUCGACUUUUGAUUUUCAAGUUUGCGCUUUUACAACCUCACGUGCUGUUCGUACUUGAGCCGAUUGCUGUCGGUGGUGUUCCGUUCUUACCUGGUACCGCUACGUUGUUGAAGGGACGCUUCAGGAGUGGAUCAUCCCACAUCCCACCACCCGCACGAACACUGGACGAGCUACCGGUGUAGCAAACGGCUAGCUACGGUAGACCUGUCUCUCCGAAAAGUCAGAUAGUAUCGUGGGAGACAGAGGUUGCCAGCCAAAUGACAGUUGCUGGAUGUGCCUUUAACUGGCAUCAUAAAGGAAUAGGUUUGGCAAUCAGGCAAUUGAACCGUACUAGAAAGAUGGCUGGCACUGGAAUGCAGGAGCUUGGUGCUUGGUGGCUGGUGGGGAGGAGGUCUUGGUUGCUGUUUGCUUGACUUCGUAUCAGAAUAUCAGAGGCGAAGAACAAGAGAUGCUACCAAGAGCUCUGCCAAGGAAGGUUGCUUCAGCUGUUGCUUCCUUGUUAGACCACCCCCUACCGGUACCCAACCUCCUGUUUCUAUUCGCCCGAUCUCAUCCGACACCUAACUGCGGGUACAUGCAAUAGCCAAAGACGAGUGUUCCACUGACCGAGGCCUUCAUUCAUCAAAUUUACACUAGCGAGGCCAGCUAGCUAGCUAGCUAGCUAGAGGCAGCAGAAUGAAUAGCACCUUUGUGUUUGAAUGCUGCAUUUACUUCCAGCUUGGAAAGUAGGCUCGGCGCUCGGCGAGGGAGUACGAGUGUACCGGCGAAGAAAGCAACCGAUGGAAAGUUCCAUAGAACUGUUAUUCGGAAGCUACAUGUAUUACAGUACAGUACCGUACCGUAGGUCGCCAUUACGAGUUCCGGUAGUGCCGAUGUUUUUGAACGUGCUUUCUAC
Messenger RNA from Seminavis robusta, 3010 nucleotides. NCBI's taxonomy places the organism in Eukaryota, Bacillariophyta, Bacillariophyceae, Naviculales, Naviculaceae. The record is from the annotation of a GenBank genome assembly.